Messenger RNA from Sardina pilchardus (European sardine), 5318 nucleotides. RefSeq names its product Wolfram syndrome 1a (wolframin) (gene wfs1a). Gene Ontology annotation, cellular component: endoplasmic reticulum; endoplasmic reticulum membrane. The transcript is spliced from 10 exons. Lineage: Eukaryota; Metazoa; Chordata; Actinopteri; Clupeiformes; Clupeidae. Gene Ontology annotation, molecular function: protein binding. The record is from RefSeq and is a predicted model, not a curated record. Gene Ontology annotation, biological process: endoplasmic reticulum unfolded protein response; calcium ion homeostasis. Bases 130 to 3024 code for a protein of 964 amino acids.
CUUCAAAGUGGGUCUCCGGUUUCGCGAGGCUGACGGGAACUACAUGAACUUCGUUUACUUCUGGAAAUCAAUGCAGGGAACGUUUCUCUUAGUUGGAUCAUACAAAUCUGUUCAAAUUGAUCAUCUGCUAUGGACUUGAGUGAUUCAUCUCCAACCCCCCCUCCGCCACCCCUGGAAAAUGGAGAACCUAUUUUCUCCAUCACCCCUCCUGACUCCAGUGCAGUGCCGUCCCAGGACGACUCAGCCAUGUCCUCCAGUUCCUCAAAGCCCACAGCUUCCUCUGCUGCCUCUUUGGCACCUGAUCCAAAGUCAGCCUCUGGCACAGCACAAAAGCCCUCUUUACCUCGAGCGAAGAGUUUUCAACUGCUGGCCAAAAGAGUGAUCAUGCAAGAGAAGAUGAGGAAGGCCGCAGAGACAGACUCUUUUGAAGAAGAGGAGGAAGAGGAGGACUUGCCCUUUGAAGAGCUGGAAGAAAAGGCCAAGGGUGGAGAUGCAAAGUAUCAGAGCCAACUGGGCAAAUACUACCUGAAACUGGCCGAGGACAAAAACAAAGAGGAGAAUGAACAGCUGGCUGUGGAGUGGUUUGUGCAGGCGGCAAAACUGGGCCGCAAGGACGCGGCUAGGAUGCUACAGCGCUGCUGGAUUCAGAGGAGAGGCAUCACUCCAAAGAAUGAGGCGGAGGUACGCAAGCUCUCGACGGAGAGCAAGUUUGAGCAGGCCGUGAGGAGGGCGGCCAAGAUGAUGUUCCAGAAGCUCAAUCCGGACGGGAAGAAGACUGUGGCUAUGUCAGAAAUGCUCCAGAAUGUCGACCAGGUCAAUGCAGUGCCAGGAACCGCGGCCACCUCCGCUGACACACAAAGGAGACUUCUGGAGAACAUGGUGGCCGAUGAAUCUGGACAAGUUGACCUAGACCAUUUUGUGGAAAUCACCAAGAAAUUCACUGAGGGCAUGGCACCGGUCACCAUUCAGGAUAAAGGAAUGAAUGAUGCCCAGGAGACAGAGUCUAGUGAAAAAGACGUAGGUCAAAAGGAAUCCAGUGAGAUGGUCCCCUCGCACCGCAAGUUGAAAAGGCACAGCUGGGGCACUGGGGCACUGCUGGGCAGCAGACGCAGGUUCGCCAUGAAGAGAGCCAUCGAUAUCAAAGCUCACUUUCUGGGCCUUCAGUACCCUCUGAACAUCAUCCUGUCCAUGAAGGACCAGCUGAUCGAUUGGGCCUCCCGAGCCGGCAGCCAGUGGCUGAGCACGGUCAUCCCCACGCACCACGUCAACGCCCUCAUCUUCUUCUUCAUCAUCAGCAACCUCACCAUCGACCUGUUCGCCUUCGCCAUCCCCCUCUUCAUCUUCUACCUCUCUUUCAUAGCCAUGGUGAUCUGCACGCUCCGCAUCUUCCAGAGCAGCAAGGGCUGGGAGAACUUCAGCGCCAUCACGGCGCUGCUGACGCGCUUCGAGCCCACUCUGGACGUGGAGCAGGCCGAGACCAACUUCGGCUGGAACAACCUGGAGCAGUACUUCUACUUCAUGACCUCGGUCAUCUUCGUCAUCUUCACCUUCCCGGUGGCGGACAAGGGCUGGAUCCCGUGCUCGGAACUGUCCACGGUGGCCAUCUUCUUCACGGCCCUCAGCUACAUGAGCCUGAGCCCCACGGCAGCCACCUACGCGCGCAAGGCCAUCUUCAUUGAGGUGGCGUCGUCCGCCUGCAUCAUGACCAGCCGUCUGCCCGAGACCAUGGUCGUGGUGCGCAUGCUGGGCAAGACCUUCACCACCGUGCCCCUGGGCCAUUCAGUCGUGCUCAAGCUCAGCUUGCCCUGUCUACUCUACCUCUACCUCUUCUACCUGUUCUUCAGGAUGGCGAGGAUGCGUGGCUUCAGUGGCACCUACUGCUUCCUGGUGCCCUACCUGGUGUGCUUCAUGUGGUGGGAGUUCUCCGUGGUGCUGCUGCAGCACUCCACCCCCGUGGGCCUCAUGCGCACCUGCGUGGCCUACUUCCUGCUUCUCUUCGCCCUGCCCGUGCUGGCCGUCGGCCUGGCCGUCAUGCUCUUCAUCCAGAUGGUCAAGUGGUUCCUGGAGCUGGAGCUGACCAAGAUGCUGGUGACCCUGGCGGUGUGCGCCGUGCCGGUCACCCUGCGCCUGUGGACGCGCUUCAGCCUGUCCAUCCUGGACGUCUUCCACUCCAUCUUCCACCGCGGGCCCGUCAAGCUCAUCCUGAUCUGCAUCAGCACCGUCAUCCUCCUCUGCGGGGUCUACCUGUACAACGUGGAGGGGCUCAAGGUGUACAACUCCACCAUGACCUGGCGGCAGUACAGCAAGUACUGCGGCCCGCCGGCGUGGCAGGCCCGGGGCAUGGCGCAGACGCAGAUCUGGUGCACCCACCUGGAGGGCCACCGGGUCACCUGGACGGGCCGCUUCCGCCACGUGCGCGUGGCCGAGACGGAGAACGGGGCCCAGUCGGUCAUCAACCUGCUGCCGGUGUUCAUGGCCGACUGGAUGCGCUGCCUGUACGGACAGACCUACCCCAAGUGCGACGCGGUCAACGCGACCGCCUCCGGAGUGAACGGGUCAGCGGCGGCGGUGCCUGGCUCUGCCCAGCACGUUCUGCUCCAGCGGCAGCAGGAGGAGGAGGAGAUGUGCCAGAUCAAGGCUCUGGCCAAUCACCAGUGCCACGUCAAGCGCUUCGACAGCUACCGCUUCGAGGCCACCGUGGGGAUGCCUUUUGACGGCACCGGGCCUCCCAUCGAUGACCCGAGCUAUGACAUUCUCCUGAAGGCCAGCCACGAGUUCCAACAGGUCCUGCUGAACCUGGACCCGGGGAGCAUGGUGGAGUUUAGCACCAAGCUGGAGGGGCGCCUGGGGGCCAAGCUCCCCGCGUUCGAGCUCAAAGCCAUCCACUGCCUGGACUGCAAGUCCUCCCUCAUGCCCGAGGGUCGCCAGGUGAAGAUCGAGCGCAACUUGCGACAGAGUGUGAUGCGCUCCAUUAAGUUCGCCUUCGACUUCUUCUUCUCCCCGUUCCUCUAUGCCAGGAUCUGAUGGGCUGGCCACUCAGGACCAGAGAGGUAAAACUGGACAUACAGUAAAUGCCAAUAAUGAGUAUUUUAACGUGGGAGACAGGCAAUAACUAUAUUUAUAUUUAUAUUUAUAUCACUUAGCAAACGUUUCUUUCCAAAGGAAAUUGGAAUAAAAGAAAGGUACCUGUGCCUUAGUAGUUUUUGGAAAAAAGUCUGAGCUGCUUCUUGUCUAAGUGAAAAGUCAUUGGAUGACAUGAAGCAACACAUUCAUUGACAAAAUGCUCAUUGCCUUGAUCCUCAAGAUAAUGUCUUUUUCUUGGCAGUAAAAGAGAUUGUUCAACCUUUGGAGUCAACUUUUUGAAUCACUUUGCAGGGCCUGUUCCCCCAACUGUUGUCUUAAAAGUUUCAUUAAGGACUGUGCUGUUUGAAAUUCGGCUGUUCAAACAACACAUUGGACCUCUCCCAACCCACAUCUUCAUUCAUUGAAUUGCCCCCAUAUUUACAGCAUAGCUAACAUGCUAGUGGCUUAACUGAAGCUAACUGAAGCACACUGCUGUUUGUGAGCGGUGCCCUGUGAGUCACACCUGAUGCCACACAAAGCACAUAUGAAGUUGAUGGGCCUGUAAGCCUGUAGUUCCCACAGCAGUGCCUCUACUAUGCAGUAAAACUUUGAUUUCAUUGCAGGGGUGUGGCCCUAUGACAGAGAAUAAUUCUGGGCCCUUGGAUAAUCCCCCAGUAUCAGGGGGAUCUCUGGGGACCCCCUUCCAGUUCUGGGCCCUUAGAAUCAUCCAACCCCCCUCCCCCCUCUGUAACUACCUCUUGGAUGUUGAGAGGUUUAAAAUUAGCUUAAAAUCCUUGAUGAAAGUCCCUGUGUGGAAUCACGUUGGUCUGUAAGAGAUUUAAGCAGAACCUGUGAUGGUAUCUGAAACAUUUAUUGAGACUUUGUUUUCUCAGAGUAGAAAUUUCAAAGCAGUUUUUAAAGCAGACAUAUUGUGUCAAUUACUAUAGGCAUUGGACAUGCUCUCCCCUUGGCAGGAAUCAUUCACUGUUAGAGCUAAGCUAACACUUAUUAAAACUUCCAAAUAAGGUGGUGGUCCCCACUAAACCAACCCCUAACCUUAACCCCCAGUCCACCACAUGCACACAUACCUCCAAAUAUCUGAUUGAAUCCCAUGUUGGUACUUCUGACUAGUGAUAACAAGUACUAUGUCGAUUGUUCUUAUCCAAGAUUUAAUGGCAAGGACAGCAUUUUAACAAUUGUUUGGGGCUAAAUGAAACUAUAGUUGUUUGUUAUCCACAAUAUCAGAAUAUGUAUUAGUUGUUUGAGUUUACGGAGCAUGAAUGUGCUUAUGCAUCAAAGUUCAAUAUUUAAUGUUGUUGUUUUUCACCUCCAGAUUGUUUACUAUUAAUAUUGCUAAACGUAAUGUUCUAGAUUUUUACCUCAAUAAUGUAUUUUAAUGAUUUGAUUACCAAAUUGAGUAAUUUAAUGGCUGUAUUAGAUUGGUCACUUAAAUUAAACAAAGCUACUAACUGGAAGGUUUUUUGGGGGGAGAUCGAUAAUAUCCCAAACUUUGAAUCAAUAUAUCCAGGAGGUGUUUCCCAUGGCAUGUCACUUUAUUAGCCUGACUUUGUUUUAACAUUCGUUAAAACGUGUGAUGAUUGGUAGAUAUUGAUUGCAAUUGAUAUUUAAGCGCGGCAUCCAAUCAAGUGACAGCCUAUGAUGCAAUGUGUUGACUGGCUGAACUGGCACAAGCAAUGGUUUCCCAUUUACAGAGCCAGCACUGUGUACAUGUAUAUGGUAACACCAGAGUUGUUGUUAGCACACACUGAGAAUGGAUAGCUAAAGGACCAUGCUGAUGGCCAUACCAUAAUGAACACACCUGAUCUGAUCUGGGACAUAUAACAGUGUUGGGCCAUGAAGAGCCAUUUGCUGAAUUUGACAAAUAUUGUGCCCUUUGUUAUUAAGCUGCGAUUUUCACACACAUUAUUAAUUAUGACUUAGGUUCUUAAUAUAUAUGCAGGUAUCCCAGUUUUUUACAUUUGCAGUCACAGUCUUAGAUGCAUUCAUUUUUAACUGUGAGUCAGGGGUAUUGGCACAAAUGUGAACGCUGUGAACACUGUUAUGGGACGAAUAAGAGGAACAGAACAGGCCUCUUGCACACUAAAGCCAAAGUCAUCACACUUCGGAGUGCCUAAUGUGUCUGCCCUGGAGCUGUUCUUGAUCAUGUUGAGGACUUGGAUCUCCAAGUUUGUCAUGUGUACUUUUGAGAGAGAUAAAAAUGGGAACGAUUAAACAUUUCAGUUGGCAUAAAUGUG